This is a messenger RNA of Zingiber officinale, 1419 nucleotides long. RefSeq lists its product as uncharacterized. The record is from RefSeq and is a predicted model, not a curated record. The transcript has a single exon. NCBI's taxonomy places the organism in Eukaryota, Viridiplantae, Streptophyta, Magnoliopsida, Zingiberales, Zingiberaceae. Bases 1 to 1419 code for a protein of 472 amino acids.
AUGGCCGAUAAAUUGCUGAAAGAUUACACGACACCAUAUGCACGAGGGGUCCAGUCCAGUAUCACCCGACCACCCAUCGAUGCUGACAACUUUGAGAUCAAGCCCGCAGUAAUCCACAUGGUCCAGCGAAAUCAAUUCGGAGGGGAGCCACACGAAGACUCGAAUCAUCAUCUAGAGUUGUUCUAUGAAAUAUGUGGCACGAUGAUGGUGAAUGAGGUUCCUCCAAUAUCGGUGAGACUGCUUCUUUUCGGAUUCUCUCUGAAAGACAGGGCCAAGCAGUGGCUGAAUUCUCUACCAGCAGAUAGCAUAUCGUCUUGGGAGAAAUGUGAGCAGAAGUUCUUAGACAAGUUCUACCCCCUAAGCAAGACCGCCCACAUGAGGAACCUGAUUGCUAGUUUCAAGCAGAUAGACUCAGAAUCCCUAUUUGAAGCCUGUGACCGGUUCAAGAGCAUGCAAAGACAGUGCCCGCAUCAUGGCCUUGAGAAGUGGCUGGUUCUACACACCUUCUAUAACGGAAUAAAUUAUCACACAAAGGUAUCAUUGGAUUCUACGACAGGAGGAGCAUUGAUGAACAAAAGCCUUGAUGAAGCUGAAGAGAUAAUAGAAAAUGUGGCACUAAACCACCAUCAGUGGACGUCUGAAAGAUCUAGUGGUGCUUUCUCAGGAAAUCAGAUGAAGGUGUCACGAAAAUUUGAGGUGGAUGCAUUCACACUCAUGUCUGCGAAGCUGGACGCCCUGACUAAGAAAUUUGAAGCCAUGGGUAGCAACAUAGCUAAUGCAAUAGUCCGUGCUUGCGACAUCUGCGGAAGUGCGGACCACGCUCAAGAUUCUUGCCCCCUUGGGCCAAUGCAGGCACAGAUAAACCAGCUUAAGCAAUGCAAUGCAAUAACAGGCUACAAUCAGAGGCAAAACAAUCCGUACUCCAACACAUACAACCCUGGAUGGAGGAACCACCCCAACUUUGCAUACCAAAAUAAUCAGGACCAGGGGCCGGCACAUCAGACCUACCAACAUAGACAGCAGGCUCAUCAACAGCAGCAACCUACACAGCUGUCUAGGAGUGAAAGGAUGGUUAAGAAAGCUCUCUCAGAGCAAAAGGAGAUGAGGGGCGAGAUCAAGCAACUGACUCAAAGGCUGGAGAACUCAGAAAAACACCAGAAGAUGCAAGAUAGCCAGAUAGCUCUGUCCGUCUCAAGAGCACAAGGUACAUUCCCAGGGAAACCAGAUUUAAAUCCAGUGGAACAUUGCAAUUGCAUUGAGAUGCAGAGCGGACGUACUGUGGGAAACCCUCAAAUCAUUACUCAGAGGGAGGUUGACUCAGAAAAGGAGCCCACUCUCCUAAUGCCCAAUCAGACUCAAAACAGGGAUGGAGAAGAGGGUACUAAAAAGAUUAGAGAAGCUUGUCAGACUAUCACAUAG